AUAUGGAAAGGUUUAGCAUAAAACCUGUUUAUUUCUUUUCAUUUAAUUUUUAAAUUAAACCAGCAGUUUGUUGUUUAAUAGUCGCUUAAUUGUUCCAUAAGAUGGACGAGUUUUUUAGAGGAAAAAGAGUUUUGGUAACUGGUGCGGCCAGUGGAAUUGGUCGUGGUAUUACCGAACGACUAUUUCAUUUAGGAUGUACCGUUUUAGCACUGGACAUUUCCACUGAACAAUUGAAAAAACUAAAACAAGACUUCCAUACCAUUGAAAUAGUUUCCGUCAAUUUGUGCGACUGGAAUGCUACUAAAGAGGCUGUAAAAUCUGUGUUUCCCGUAGAUCUUCUAGUUAAUAAUGCAGGCGUGGCGUUUAUAGAACCUCUAUUCGAAGUUUCGGAGAAAACUUUUGAUUUAUCUUUCGAUGUAAACAUAAAGGCAGUUUUUAACGUUUCUCAAACAGUUAUUGAAGGCCUCGUAAAUAGAAAUUCUCCAGGUUCGAUUGUGAAUAUUUCCUCGCAAGCUUCCACGGCUGCUUUACUCCAUCACACCGUCUAUUGCGCUACUAAAGGAGCAAUUGACGGUUUAACAAGAGCGCUUGCAUUGGAAUUUGGACCUAAGAAAAUCAGAAUUAACUGUGUCAAUCCCACUGUUGUUAUGACCGAUUUGGGGAGACGUGUGUGGGGCGAUCCCCAAAAAAGCGGUCCAAUGUUGGCAAAAAUUCCAUUAGAAAGGUUUGCGGAAAUCGAGGAUGUUGUAAAUGCUGUCGUGUUUUUGCUGAGCGAUAAAUCUUCAAUGAUAACUGGAACAUGUUUGCCCGUUGAUGGAGGCUUUUUAGCAUGUUAAAAUAGUUUUAUUGUACUGCCUUUUUACUAUAAUUAUAAUUCAGUUUAACAAAUACUUCUUAAACUCCAGAAAAAUAACAUAAACAAAAUUUGUAUAUGCAUCAAAGAUUUGAUAAAGCAAAUUAAUGUGGUAAUCUUAUUAAUGUCCUUCAAUUAUUAAUGAUAAUUUUAAAAUAUAUAAUUUUUAAUAUGUCAAA
Aethina tumida (small hive beetle) is the source of this 1032-nucleotide messenger RNA. Its product is annotated as L-xylulose reductase. Gene Ontology annotation, biological process: glucose metabolic process; xylulose metabolic process. The record is from RefSeq and is a predicted model, not a curated record. The coding region runs from base 102 to 836 and encodes 244 amino acids. The transcript is spliced from 5 exons. Gene Ontology annotation, molecular function: carbonyl reductase (NADPH) activity; L-xylulose reductase (NADPH) activity. NCBI's taxonomy places the organism in Eukaryota, Metazoa, Arthropoda, Insecta, Coleoptera, Nitidulidae.